GACAGUUUCCUAAAGACAUCAUAAAUCAAAUACAAGUUUAAAAUAUAACCGUAUAUCUAUAAUUUUUGUGCCUCAGGUUUGUUUAAAAAUAUAUGAGAAGAACAACAUUUUUUUAAACACAUAUAGAAAAAAAGUGGGCUGUCAAAAUUACCGCCAAAAAUUCUUGCAUAUCUAAUUAACAUAAUACGAGUAGAUAUACUUGCAACUCUUUCGUAAUGCUAAUGUAAAAUAAUUUAAACAUAAAUGUUGUAAUUACGCGAAGGUGUAUUUUAUGUACGCAAUUAUUUAGUUUAACGGGCAGUGUAUUGAAUAGAUGAAUUGAUUUGACAGUUUAUUUUUUAAAAUGGAGCGUGGCAAAGGAAGUGCGUUCAUACUGCUUGCUUUCUUCACACGGCUCGCGUACUCUGAAGAUUAUUUUCGAAUGGGCACAAAUACAAAUACGGCCGAUGCUGUGCAGUUUCUUCGGGAGUAUGACAGAGAAGCUUCUGGAAUGUGCUAUAGAGUCACAAUGUCUCAGUGGAAAUUCGUUACCAACAUUACUGAAUACAACCGACGCAGAAUGCUCGAAGAGUUGGCCCUGAGCUCCAAAUUUGAGAAGUUGUCGUGGAGAAAGGCUGCCGCUUUCGACUCGUCAAGAGUGCCAGACCCUCAGGGCCGGAGGCAGUUGGUUAAAAUAGUACAAUCCAGCCGCGCUGCUUUACCAGAUGAUAAAUUUUCCGAGAUUCAACAAUUAAUAACAGAAAUGAAAGAGAUUUACAACUCCGCCAAAAUUUGCCCCUACGGCCAGAAGCCCUACGACGCUCAUGUUCAAAGACCACAGUACCCCGAUUACCAAAUGAUGCAGGCUCACCAGCCGAGUAUUCAGGCAUAUCAGCACUACCCAAGUCACCAGGAAAACCCAGAGCUGGCUAACUAUUGCGAUAUGCAGUUGGAUCCGGAAAUAUCAAGAAUUCUAGCACAUUCUAGAAUAGAAAGCGAAUUGUUGUACGUUUGGAAGAGUUUCCGCGAUCAGACCGGUCCGAAACUGAAGAACAGGUUUAUGAGAUAUGUACAAUUGGCUAACCAAGCUGCAGUUGCUACUGGCUACAGCGACGCUGGAGACCAGAUGAGGGCAGCAUACGAGGACUCGUCAUUCCGAGCCAGCGUCGAGGAGGUAUACAAUCAGAUGGUGCCACUCUACAAGCAGCUGUUCACGUACGUGAGGAGGAAACUGGUGCAGAGGUACGGAGAGACCAGCGUGCGGAGUGAUGGACCUAUACCAGCUCAUUUACUUGGUAACAUGUGGGCACAAAACUGGAAAUCAAUCAUGGACCUAGUGAUGCCGUUUCCACAAUCAUCCAACAUAGAUGUGACAGCCGAGAUGCUGCGUCAGGGGUUUACUCCUUUACGAAUGUUCCAAAUGGCUGAAGAGUUCUACACGUCUAUGGGUCUGAAGCCAGUGCCACCAGAGUUCUGGCGCGGUUCCAUGUUGGUGAGACCGGCGCAGCGCAGCGUCCAAUGUACGGCUAGCGCUUGGGACUUCUGCAACAGAAUUGAUUACAGAAUAAAACAAUGCACAGAAGUGACAAUGCAGGACCUGAUCUCCACACAUCAUGAAAUGGCUCACAUCCAAUACUACCUCCAGUAUGCUGACCAGCCUCAGAUGUUCAGGGAUGGAGCUAACCCUGCUUUCCACGAGGCAGUCGCUAAUGCUGCGGCUUUGUCUGUAUACAACUUGCCGCACUUGCAGCGAGUUGGACUUUAUCAAAACAAGAGUCACGACCCUUAUGAAGUGAGUAUGAACUUCCUGAUGAGUAUGGCGCUGGAGAAGGUGGCAUAUCUACCAUUCGCAUUCAUGGUUGAUCAGUGGCGCUGGUCUAUAUUUGAAGAUGGCGUCCAAAAUAUGAAUACCAGAUGGUGGCAAAUGAAAUUAAGAUAUCAGGGCGUUGUACCACCCAUGUCCAGAUCCGAGGCGGACUUUGAUCCUGGUUCUAAGUAUCAUAUCAUUUCUGACCAAGAGUACAUCAAAUACUUCCUAGCCACCAUCUUGGAGUUCCAAAUCUUCGAGCAACUGUGCACAGCGGCCGGGCAUGUGGGACAUCUGCAUGAAUGUGAUGUAUAUAGAAGCAGGGAGGCUGGAAGAAUACUCAGUGAAAUAAUGCAGCCCGGGUCAUCGAAAUCAGCAUCAGAAAUUAUCAGAACCAUGACGAAAGGAAAAACCAAUAGGAUUUCACCGGAGUCGCUUGUGAAGUACUUCAGACCUCUGGAACUGUGGCUUCGAGUGCAAAACCGUGAUGAGUCGCUCAUAGGCUGGAGCUCCAACUACCACGACGUCGCUUUGUUCGCCCCACAGAGGGCCGGCAGCGACAAUACAUUUGCAUCCACUUCUAUAUUAUGUAUUACUAUAUUGUAUCAUAUGUUAUAG
This is a messenger RNA of Achroia grisella, 2404 nucleotides long. RefSeq names its product angiotensin-converting enzyme-like. Gene Ontology annotation, molecular function: peptidyl-dipeptidase activity; metallopeptidase activity. NCBI's taxonomy places the organism in Eukaryota, Metazoa, Arthropoda, Insecta, Lepidoptera, Pyralidae. The coding region runs from base 344 to 2404 and encodes 686 amino acids. Gene Ontology annotation, cellular component: plasma membrane. The record is from RefSeq and is a predicted model, not a curated record. Gene Ontology annotation, biological process: proteolysis. The transcript has 15 exons.